GCAGGUCGUAAUGCGCAUCGCGGGUAAUGCGUUAGGUGAUUUGUUGUGUUGUAACAGUGUACCACAGUGUACUCUCGAGUCUUUCCGUGUCGUCGGUUGUCGUCGUCGUCGUCGUCAUAGUCAUAGACGUCGCCAACUGUGUGUCAAAGCGAUCUUGUCGGAUAUAAUCGUCGAGAAAAAGCGUGUAGCAGCAAACGUGAGUAACGCGAGCGAAUCGAGAAUAGAACGUCCUCGCAAACGGGGACAAUGAAGUUUCAGUACAAAGAGGAACAUCCUUUCGAGAAAAGAAAGGCCGAGGGCGAGAAGAUACGUCGGAAAUAUCCGGAUCGAGUGCCUGUGAUAGUUGAGAAGGCGCCUAAAGCUAAGAUCAGUGAUUUGGACAAGCAGAAAUACUUGGUACCUUCUGAUUUGACUGUCGGUCAAUUUUACUUUUUAAUUCGUAAAAGGAUUCACUUGCGUCCUGAAGAUGCUCUGUUUUUCUUUGUCAACAACAUCAUUCCACCAACAAGUGCCACCAUGGGCUCUCUUUAUGCGGAACAUCAUGAAGAGGAUUUCUUCCUAUAUAUAGCAUACAGCGAUGAAAAUGUAUAUGGUCAUUAAAUUUCUUGACUUGAGCAAAUUGCCAAAACAACUGAGGAUACAGCAACAACAAUCUACCACUCAACAAUUCAACAACGUAGUCCUCAUAGACGCUUUCAAAAAACAAAAAAAACCGUGUAUACAAAAUUAUAUCUAUCGACACUCUAUUGUGUAAAAUUUUAUGUCUUGACGUUGCACACUGUUUGCUUCCCCUUCACCUAAAUUACAUUUGUUCUUUACUGAUGUGAACACGCUUCUUGUAAAUUUCAUUCUUUCUACAUGUACUAAUGAAAGAGGACUUGGUUUAUUAUAGAACCAUAAGAAGGACUAUAUUCUGCGUAAAGAAAUUUACGUGACAUUACGAUCAUGUGUAAUAAUAUUUGGCCAUCCAUUAAACAAACAAAAACAGAGUUAAUUAAAUUUAAAAAAAUGUAUUGUCAGACGUCGUUAAUACUUUUGUUUCGCUACAUAUAUAUUAUUAAUUUUACGUCAAAGGAAACUGCACUUCAUCAUCAAUGUUUUCUGAAGUAAUAGUAGUAAUGUCAUACUAUAAAUUGUCAUAUUAUAAAUUGGACAUGUGGUAUAUAAACAACACAAAUCCUACGUGAUAUCAUUUACAUCAAUUUAGAUUAGUGUUAAUAUAAUAUGUACAUGAUUUUACCGUUAAUCGAGUUUUGAAAAAAUGAAGAGAAAUUGGGUGUGUGCGAGCAACUUGGAAAAUUUUCUGUAAACGGCUGGAGAAGAUGUAAGGCCAAUAAAAAAAAUAUCAAAACGCGAUAAAAAAA
Molecule: messenger RNA, 1364 nt
Organism: Pseudomyrmex gracilis
Lineage: Eukaryota; Metazoa; Arthropoda; Insecta; Hymenoptera; Formicidae
Gene: Atg8a
Product: gamma-aminobutyric acid receptor-associated protein
Exons: 3
Coding region: 247-600 (117 amino acids)
Biological process (GO): cellular response to nitrogen starvation; macroautophagy; autophagosome assembly
Cellular component (GO): cytosol; autophagosome membrane; autophagosome
Molecular function (GO): ubiquitin protein ligase binding; GABA receptor binding
Source: RefSeq, a predicted model, not a curated record